Salvia hispanica is the source of this 3824-nucleotide messenger RNA. Its product is annotated as DEAD-box ATP-dependent RNA helicase 45-like. NCBI's taxonomy places the organism in Eukaryota, Viridiplantae, Streptophyta, Magnoliopsida, Lamiales, Lamiaceae. Gene Ontology annotation, molecular function: nucleic acid binding; ATP binding; RNA helicase activity. The record is from RefSeq and is a predicted model, not a curated record.
CAUCCCUCGCGUUUCCCUCUCUCUAAAUUUCUCCUCAAUUUUCCGGCUAAACCCACCAAUCCACCACCACUACCGCCGCCUCAGCCCAUUUUCUUCAUUAUUCUCGGUCGACAGACUAGCACUUCAGCUCCCCGCCGCUUCCUUCGUGGACUCGUGCUCUUUGCGCCUUCUUCUCAGCCUCGGCUCAACGACAUCAAGAAGCCCUAAUUCUAUUUGUUCACCAGAGGUUCAUCGUAUUCAAGCUAUUCCCACCAAUUUCCAUGGAAGAACCGAAAAGCAAGUCUAGAAGGGAUGGCUCUGAAACAGACGAAGUGAAAGCAAAUCACCAUAGAGAGGAUCGUAAGCGUGAAAAAGAGAGGAAUGGGGAGAGGCACAAGGACAGGGACCGUGACAGUCGCCACGAGAGAGAGAAGAGUGUUGAUGACAAGUACAGGGACAAAGAAAAUAAACGUGAAAAGGAGCGGAAUGGGGAGAGGCACAAGAACAGGGAGAGGAACAGAGAUCGUGAUAAUCGCCACGAGAGAGAGAAGAGUGUUGAUGACAAGUACAGGGACAAAGAAAAACACAAGUCUAAGCGCCAUGACAAGGAACAAGAACAGGAGAGAGGAAGGAGCCAUGAUGAUGAGAGGCCCAGGGAUAAGGCUAAAGGCAGAGAGAGGGAGAAAGAGAGGGAGAAAGAGAGGGAGAAAGAGAGGGAGAGGGAGAGAAGGGAAAAGACCAGGGACAGAGAGAGAGAAAGAAAAGAGAGGGAGAGGAAACAUGAAAAGGAAAAACGCCGAGACAGGGAUAGGUCACACAGUAGUGAUGAUGAUGUUAAGGACCAUGAGAGGAAAAGGCGCAAGAAAGAGGAGGAUCAUCAAACUAGGGAUUCAGAACAAACUAGUAAGGCCAACCGGCAUAGGGAUGACAGCGAAGACAAUAGUUCACGGAAGAAGGGAAAUGUAGAUUCAGAAGAUAAGAAGGAAAAGAGUUGGGAACAAGAUUUAGCUGAAGAGCAACAGAGAUUGGAUGAUGAGAUGGAAAAAAGGAGAAGAAGAGUUCAGGAGUGGCAAGAGCUGAGAAGGAAGAAGGAGGAAUCCGAGAUAGAAAAACAUGGGGUGCCUGUUACUCAUGAACCUGAAUCGGGAAAGACUUGGACACUGGAAGGGGAAUCUGAUGAUGAAGAAGCUGGUCCGCAGGAAAGAGAAACAAUGGAUGUUGACGAGGACGAGGAUGCAACUAUGAAGCCUGUUGCGGAGGACAUGUCUGUAGACUCUGCGAAUGAGACAGCUCCAUCCAUGCAAAGUGUUGGAGACAAUGCUGUUGAUGAUGAAGAAAUUGACCCCUUAGAUGCGUUUAUGAAUUCUAUGGUUUUGCCUGAAGUUGAGAAACUAAACAAUAUUGUGCCGUCUGCUUCAAAUGACUCUGGUCCCGAAUUAGUUGAAAAAAAUGGUAAAAUGAACUCCGAGAACACUAAAAAGGGGAAGAACAGAUAUAUGGGCAGAAUUAUUCCUGGAGAUAACUCUGAUUCAGACUAUGGAGAAGUUGAAAAUGAGGAAGAUCCUUCAGAGGAGGAAGAUGAUGAAGAGUUCAUGAAACGGGUGAAGAAAACCAAAGUGGAGAAGCUUUCAAUAGUUGACCAUUCAAAGAUUGAUUAUCCCCCCUUCCGUAAGAAUUUCUACAUUGAAGUGAAAGAAAUUUCAAAGAUGACUUCUGAAGAAGUGGCUGCACAUAGGAAACAACUUGAAUUGAAGAUACAUGGAAAGGACGUGCCUAAACCAGUCAAAGCCUGGCACCAUACAGGAUUGGCUACUAAAAUUUUGGAUACUAUUAAGAAGCUCAAUUAUGAGAAGCCAAUGCCAAUUCAAGCGCAAGCCUUGCCCGUAAUUAUGAGUGGUCGGGACUGCAUAGGUAUUGCAAAAACUGGUUCCGGGAAAACCUUAGCCUUUGUCCUGCCCAUGCUGCGGCACAUUAAGGAUCAGCCUCCUCUAAUGUCAGGUGAUGGGCCUAUCGGGCUUAUUAUGGCUCCGACAAGGGAGCUUGUCCAGCAAAUCCAUAGUGAUAUAAAGAAAUUCACAAAGGCUUUCGGCCUCAGCUGUGUGCCUGUAUAUGGAGGUUCUGGGGUUGCUCAGCAGAUUAGUGAACUGAAGCGAGGGGCUGAGAUUGUUGUUUGCACCCCAGGUAGAAUGAUUGAUAUAUUAUGUACUAGUGGUGGUAAAAUUACUAAUCUGCGUCGUGUCACUUACUUGGUCAUGGACGAGGCUGAUCGGAUGUUUGAUAUGGGUUUUGAGCCUCAAAUAACAAGAAUAGUCCAAAAUACAAGACCUGAUCGGCAAACUGUGCUAUUUUCUGCUACUUUCCCACGCCAAGUUGAGAUUUUGGCUCGUAAAGUAUUGAAUAAACCUGUUGAACUUCAGGUAGGUGGUAGGAGUGUUGUGAACAAGGACAUUACCCAACUAGUUGAGGUUAGGCCUGAGAGUGAUAGGUUCCUUAGACUCUUGGAACUACUUGGAGAAUGGUAUGAGAAGGGGAAGAUACUAAUUUUUGUCCAUACACAAGAGAAGUGUGAUGCACUGUUUAAGGAUUUACUUAAAUCUGGAUAUCCGUGUGUGUCACUUCAUGGGGGAAAGGAUCAAACAGAUCGUGAAUCCACAUUAGCUGAUUUUAAGAGUAAUGUUUGCAAUAUAUUGAUUGCCACAAGUAUUGCUGCUAGAGGUUUAGAUGUCAAAGAUCUUGAACUAGUCGUUAAUUUUGAUGUCCCUAACCAUUACGAAGACUAUGUCCAUCGUGUUGGUAGAACUGGCCGAGCUGGUAAAAAGGGGUGUGCUAUCACAUUUAUCUCAGAGGAAGAUGCGAGAUACGGACCUGAUCUAGUGAAAGCCUUAGAAUUAUCCGAACAGAGUGUCCCCGAAGACCUCAAGGCCUUAGCUGAUGGCUUCAUGGCCAAGGUGAAUCAAGGGCUUGAGCAAGCCCAUGGGACUGGCUACGGUGGUACUGGUUUCAAAUUUAACGAAGAGGAGGAUGAAGCCAGACGAGCCGCAAAGAAAGCUCAGGCGAAGGAGUAUGGUUUUGAGGAGGAUAAAUCAGAUUCGGACGAUGAAGACGAAGGGAUUAGAAAAGCAGGUGGUGACAUAUCUCACCAAGCUGCACUUGCUCAAGCUUUGGCUUCUGCUACCAAAGCAAGUGCUGCUGCUUCAGUAACAGCGCCCAUGGCGUCUGGGCAGCUCAUUCAAAAUGGUGGCGUUGCGGCAGCUGCUGUAAUCCCUGGAGGUGGGCUGCAGACGGGUGGUAACGAUGCAGCUGCCAAAGCAGCAGCUCUGGCAGCGCUAAUGAAUCUGCAGCAUAACUUGGCAAAGAUUCAGGCAGACGCGAUGCCUGAACACUAUGAAGCAGAGCUGGAGAUAAAUGACUUCCCUCAGAACGCCCGUUGGAAGGUGACACACAAGGAAACCCUGGGUCCGAUAUCGGAAUGGACGGGAGCAGCCAUCACGACUCGAGGCCAGUACUACCCGCCGGGGAAGAUUGCAGGGCCGGGAGAGAGGAAACUGUACUUGUUUAUUGAGGGCCCGACGGAGCAAUCUGUCAAAAGGGCAAAGGCAGAUCUCAAGAGGGUCUUGGAGGAGAUCACAAACCAAGCUUCAUCGCUUCCAGGCUCAGCGCAACCUGGCCGAUACUCUGUUGUCUAGGCUCUACCUUUGAGAGAUUUGCCUUCAUUUUCCUACUUACUGUUUACUGAAAUCUUGAUUACAGUAUAUGCUCAAAAUAUUUUAUAUUUUGCAUCCCUAUAUUAACAAUCUGGAUUAGAUGGAACAUAUUCUGUAAGAUUUUGUUACGUUAUUGGUUUA